AUAAUUAUCCUAUAAUAGAAGUAACAUGUCAUAUUGGAAAUUGUAAUUAUAAUUAUCAAUAUGAUGUUUUAAAAUUAGGAAAUUAUCCAACAAAAAAUAUAAAACAAACGCAAAGAGAAAAAUAUCAAAUUCUUAAUAAUUACAAGAAUUAUCAUUUAAAAAAAUUAGUUUUGGAUUUUCAUUCUUGUUUUGAAAAUUUGUUUAAAAAAUAUAAUUUUUCUAAUACAAAAUUAAAUAAUUUUGAGUUAGAUAUUUCUGGAAAACCAAUUGAAUUUAAGUUUACUAAAUCUAAUCCAUCACUUAAUUAUCUUGAUUCUACUAUUUAUGCAUAUAACAAAGGAUUAAUUUCAAAAGAUAGUUAUAGAAAUUUGGCAGCUAUUCAACCUUUACUAGAAAGAGAGUAUAUUAUUGCUAUAUGA
Messenger RNA from Cetraspora pellucida, 419 nucleotides. The record is from the annotation of a GenBank genome assembly. NCBI's taxonomy places the organism in Eukaryota, Fungi, Glomeromycota, Glomeromycetes, Diversisporales, Gigasporaceae.